AUGGAAGGCCCAGCCGCGGAGUCAGCAACUGCUCGUGAAAAGCUUUCUUUCGAAAGGAGGCUCUCCCUGAGCAGGGAGGCGAAGGAACGUGGGAACGCGCUCGUCCACGAAAAGAGUUACAACGAAGCAAAGCGUGCCUACGACGAAGCGUUCGUAUACAUGUUCUACUCCCAAGAAGAAUACGAGUACGAGUUGACUCAAACAGAAAAGGAAAUUUACCAAGACUUUCUGCUAACGCUGCACCUAAACCGUGGGUUGUGCAAGCUGAAGUUGCGAGACUUCGACGGCGCCAAGUGGGACUUCGACGAGGCCCAGCGCUAUGCGAAAGCGCGCUGCGUCCACGGCGGUGUGGGUCACCCGAAAGCGCUUUAUCGCAGAGCCCUCACCCUAAUGGAGAUGGUACGAGUGGAGCUUGAAAAGGCCGCACGACGCGAGUACUGGGAUGAUGAUCGGACACUGCAAUGGUGCAGCGCAAGCGAGACAGACCUAAGGGACGCCCUCAGCCUAGCGCCUGCUGAUAGAGCCAUACCAUUGGCACUCCAAGAACUCAGCAACCUACGCAUGCAGAUCGUAGAACUUCAGAAAGCUCAACGCGCGCGAUCCAAGGCACUCUUCGCGAAACUUGGAAGCCGAACGAUGAAACCAGACAGCAAUGCGCGAAAGAGCCAUACAUGUCCGUCGACGGAUUCAGGAACGAACGCUUCCACUCAACCAGUGACAAACGAGGAAUGCAUACAAGCUUCUCUUCCAGCAUUAGAACGCGUACGUAUCUACUAA
Messenger RNA from Cyanidioschyzon merolae strain 10D, 777 nucleotides. Its product is annotated as similar to peptidylprolyl isomerase. The transcript has a single exon. Lineage: Eukaryota; Rhodophyta; Bangiophyceae; Cyanidiales; Cyanidiaceae. Gene Ontology annotation, molecular function: protein binding. The record is from RefSeq and is a predicted model, not a curated record. The coding region runs from base 1 to 777 and encodes 258 amino acids.